AUGUCUAGUCUGGUAUCUGAAUCGACAUGGUUUGUCCAGACUCAUGGAACAAACGGCAAGCAUGACUUGUGGCAUGGACAAACAAAAAGUCGGGAAAUGUUACCACCAAUACAGGAAACUGGCGAUCUCAUGAUCUUUUGCGACUCUUGUCAAGUCUGGCAGCACGCGCUUUGUGUCGGAAUCACCGAUGCAAAACAGGUACCCAAAAACUACUAUUGUGAGCAGUGUAAACCUGAAAACCACCGGGCAAAACAACAACCACAAGCACCACCACCACCUGCUCCCGCUCCUGCUCUACUACAACCUACUCGCUCUGGAAGGAUACGACGUCUCGCUACUCCUCUAGCAGUCAAUAUGGAAUCAGAUCCACUCCCACCUCGUCGUAAUGAACGUAGUCAACGUAAAGAAAAGGCACCUCCCAAAGAACAACCUGCUGCCAUGAUAGAAAAGCCCGAGAAGGUUGAAAAAGUCAAGCUUGAAAAGGCUGAUAAACAUGAAAAGGCUGAAAAGCAUUCACAUGCUGAACCGAUACAAAAAGAAUCUUCAAAGAGCCAUAGUGCUUCUUCUGCUAGUGCACCACCUUCUAGAGCACCAUCACCCAAACGUAGAAAUACAAUGAACUCGAGAGAAGCUGCUCAAUGGAAUACUGCUGAUAUACUGCCAUUGUUGACUCCUGGUGCUUCGAUCUCGGAGGAGGCAUUCAAUACUGCUACCAUGGCUGCAAGUAUUAAUAUCCCUGUCCCUACUACGCAGUCGGCACCUAAUAGCGUCAAGAAGAAGAGGAAGAGUGCCAAGUCUGAUGAAGGAUCUAGAGCUGAUGAUGAAGCUUCUGGUGAACGAUCUUCUUCUAAUGGAACUCCAACUCCUAUGGAUACUCCUGUCAUGUCAAAGACGCACCUAGAGGACGACUCUCAUGAGUCAUCGCCUGCUGUCACCCCAAAGAGUGAGCGAACCUCUGGUAGGGGUGGUCGUCCUGCUGGUGGUGGUAAAAAGAAGAAGGCCCAACCGAAGAAGAAGCCAUCAGCCGUAAUAGCAGAGCUAGAUAUGGAUACUCCUGACGAAACAAAUACUGAGGAAGUACCUGAAGAACCAGACUUGGCUUCCGAUCCAAUGGGACCGUCGCCAACCAAAUCUAAUGCCAGUGAUGCUCGAGAAGGUUUGAAUGUCUAUGAUGAUCAAGAUGAAGAAAUGAGGGACGUUGAUGGUGCUGACAAUGGUUGGGAUUUAGCUGACGAGCUUCCACCAUCUCGAGGGAGUAAGCGUGAUCGUGAAUUACACGAUGACGAUGAUUAUGCCUCUGAUGUCAAGCCUAGUAAACGAACUAAACGAGCAACAGAAGCUAAAAAGGCUAAGGCUACUGCAGCUCGUCGUAACUCGUUAACAGAAGAUAGUAUGGCAUCACCACCUCAAUCACUCACUGGUGCUAGUAAUCGUCGAGUCAAGGAAACUGCUAGAAACAAUCGUAAUCCUUCACCAUAUCCACCUCCAUCUCGUGUCACGGCUGCUGCUAGUAAUACUAAUAGUAAUGCUCAACGACAGAACACACCAGUAAUCCACCGUGAUCCUACUCCACCUGCUAAAGCCAGACCAGUCCAUUAUCGAGCAUCGGUCCGAGAAAUGAAUAAUCGAGUAACCCAUAUAUCAGACUAUAUUAAACGCUUGUCGGCUCAGUGGAUUGAGCGUCCAAUUACACCUACACCAGCAGUCGUCUCUGUCAACACAAAGUCUGUUAUGCCGGUUGAUGUAGGAGUAGUAGGAGGAGGUCUAGCUGCAUCGCCAGUAUCGAUGGCGAAACAUGAAGAUAAAGCAGUUGAAUAUGUUCUUCAUGCGUCUGUUGUAGCUGCUAGGACUCUUGAUUCCAUGAUGGACGUUUGUACGCCAAAGAAUAUGGUUGAUGAUACCGUUUUGAGGAAUGGUAGUAUUAGUAGUAGUAUGCAGCAGAAUGGUAGUGUUGGUGGUGGUAGUCAGCAUGACGAUUCUGCAGACCUCCCGCCUGUCCUCUCAUUGAUAGAAUCAGCUGCUAAUCAAAAGUCGAAUGGCAAACUUCCGAAUGGUAGUAAUAAUGGUCUGGCUUUUAGUCCCAUGUUGACACCCUUUUUGAUUCACGGAGAUGAGAAUACCGUUGAUAUGAUGGAUAAAUUGAAUAAGCAAUUGGAAGCCUUCCGAGGCAAGUAUGGCAAGCUGCUGAAUAUUGAAAAGACGAUUAGUAGUAGUGGGAAUAGCAGUUCGAGUAAUUGGAAUAACAAUAAGGCAGGGGCUAAUAAGCUUGUUAAUGGAGAAGGGAAACUGUAG
Messenger RNA from Synchytrium microbalum, 2292 nucleotides. RefSeq lists its product as uncharacterized. Lineage: Eukaryota; Fungi; Chytridiomycota; Chytridiomycetes; Synchytriales; Synchytriaceae. The coding region runs from base 1 to 2292 and encodes 763 amino acids. The record is from RefSeq and is a predicted model, not a curated record. The transcript is spliced from 3 exons.